GCUCGCAAUGAGUCGUCGAGCCAUGGGUGUUGUUGCACCAUACCAACGAUAAGCCUGUCUUCCCCAUCACAUCAUGAAAGGUCAUGUUGAUGUUCAUUUAACCUCUGUCUCUCUCUUUGUCCUCUGUCUCUCUCUUUCUCCUCAGACCUCCAGGCUCAAAGCGUCAGUCCACCAGCUGAACUCUCAGUCAGACUGGUGAAUGGGACCACUUCCUGUUCUGGGAUAGUGGAAGUCUUCUACAGAGGAGAGUGGUUGGGUCUAUGUCCUGGUGGGUGGAGAAUAAUGAGAGAGACUAAGGUUGUGUGUAAAGAGCUGGACUGUGGGGAUGUUGUAGCUGAAUCUAGAGGUCUGAUUGAAGAUGGAAGAAGAGGAGUCAGACUAUAUAGUUGUAGUGGAGAUGAGUCUUCUAUUAGACAGUGUGGCGUCAUAGGAGGACCUGGUUUCUGUGAUGGUGGAUCUUAUCAUCAUGUGAUCUGUUCAGAGUCUGUGCGGCUUGUGGAUGGAGCUGGUCUCUGCUCUGGGAGAGUGGAGGUGAAGUCCAAUCAGUCCUGGGCCUCAGUGUGUGAAGCUGACUUUGACCGGCAGGAUGCAGAGGUAGUCUGUAGGGAGCUUGGCUGUGGGGCUCCUGCAGCUCUACAGGGGGGGCUCUAUGGAGAAGGUGAGGGUCAGACCUGGGAUAAAGAGUUCCAGUGUAAAGGCAAAGAGUCCCUUCUCCUGGACUGUGACACCUCAGACAGAGAGAACAACACCUGCCUACCUGGUAAUGCUGUUGGACUCAUCUGCUCAGAGCCUGAUGAUGUGAGGCUGGUGGGAGGAGGCAGUCGCUGUGCUGGUGGAGUGGAGUGGUACGACCAGGGAGAGUGGAGGACUGUGGGAGCUGAUGACAGGGCCCAGAGGGAUGUAGCUGCAGUAGUGUGUAGACAGCUGGGUUGUGGCUCCACUAUUUCAGUACCACCUGGAAAUACCAUUGGAGAGAUUAGAGUUUCCUGUUCUGGGCCUGAGUCUUCACUGAGGGAGUGUUGGAGAAGUUAUUAUCUCCGUCUUGGACUCACAGUGAUCUGCUCAGAUCUCCUGGUCCAGCCUGAUAUCUUCCUGACUGACCCAAUGGGAGGGGUCUCCAGGGGCCACCAGUGGCCCGAGAUGUUCAGGGGCUACAACUUCACCAUCACCUGCUCCACUCAGCCACAGUACCCAGGAGGCUCCUUCCUCCUCACAUUCACCGGCUCCAACAGAACCCAAACCCAGCCAGCUGUCAAUCACUCUGCUGCCUUCCUCUUCCCUGCUGCAGAUGACUCCCACCAAGGGAACUACAGCUGUGUUUAUGACAAUUAUGUUUUCUCUCAUAACUUCUCCUCUGAGAGUGAGCUCCUCCCCCUCGCCAUCACAGCCUCUCCUCUGCCAGCCUUCAUCAUCAGACACGUUGUAGUGCUGCUGAUCCUACUGACAACCAUCACCACCUCCUACCUGUACUACAAGGUAAAGACAUUUACUCAGACGUUACAAGUCAUUUAAACUAGAGGGUGAGGGAGAGGGAGAGAAUGGAGAUACUAGAGAGUAAAUGUCUGACUGUUGGUGCUGUGUCUCUCUAGCCCACCAGGAGGCAGAAGAGAGUGAACAGGGUGAGCAGCAUGGAUCUUUAUGUCAAUGCCAUGGAGAUGGUCUCUCUGAGCUCCAGAGCUGAAGCUGGACCGGGAGAGGAGAGAGCAGCCCAGGGGACGGAGUAGGAGUAGAAUGAAUCUGACCCUACAUGCUGAUCUUAGGUCAGUUUUGUGUUUUAAAUCGAUGGUCUGCAGUGGACUGGUGUUUAAAAUGUGGUGACAAACCUGAAGUGAUUUUAAUUUUAAUAGUAAGUUCAGAAUUAGUUUAUCUUUCUAGAACCUUGGAAGAAAUCUAAAAGGAGUGACUGCAACCACCAUUAUUCAUUUAGUUUGGUUUUUACCACCAGAGUAACAUGGGUUUUGAGUAACAUGGGGUUUUGGGUAACAUGGGGUUUUGGGUAACAUGGGGUUUGAGUAACAUGGGGUUUUGGGUAACAUGGGGUUCUGGGUAACAUGGGGUUUUGGUAACAUGGGGUUUUGGGUAACAUGGGGUUCUGGGUAACAUGGGGUUUUGGUAACAUGGGGUUUUGAUUAUUUUAAGAGAGAAGCUCAAUUACGUAUGAAUGUAUGAUUUUUGAUGUUGUCUUCAUUUAUUUAUCUUAUUUAGUGUCUCUUAGAUUCUUUAUCUUAUUUAGUGUCUCUUAGAUUCUUUAUCUUAUUUAGUGUCUCUUAGAUUCUUUAUCUUAUUUAGUGUCUCUUAGAUUCUUUAUCUUAUUUAGUGUCUCUUAGAUUCUUUAUCUUAUUUAGUGUCUCUUAGAUUCUUUAUCUUGAAGUGUUUCCAUUAUUAGUCCAGGUAUUAUUAUAAUCAUCUGUUCAUUCUUUGUAUUUUGAAACAUUUUUUAAUAAAGGGGUUUGUUGUUGUUUACCUCUCAUGAUGUUAUUAAUUAUAAAUGUUAUGAUAUUGAUUAUUGAUUAUGAUGUAGAUUAGUGUUAUGUUGUUAGUAGUAUAGAGAUAAUGAUGUUAUUGAUUAUAAAUGUUAAUGAAUGCUUUUAAUAAAAUUACAGGUUGUCA
Oncorhynchus nerka (sockeye salmon) is the source of this 2610-nucleotide messenger RNA. Its product is annotated as deleted in malignant brain tumors 1 protein-like. Gene Ontology annotation, cellular component: plasma membrane. The record is from RefSeq and is a predicted model, not a curated record. Bases 283 to 1512 code for a protein of 409 amino acids. NCBI's taxonomy places the organism in Eukaryota, Metazoa, Chordata, Actinopteri, Salmoniformes, Salmonidae. Gene Ontology annotation, biological process: zymogen activation. The transcript has 6 exons. Gene Ontology annotation, molecular function: serine-type endopeptidase activity.